This is a messenger RNA of Botrytis deweyae, 375 nucleotides long. RefSeq lists its product as uncharacterized. The coding region runs from base 1 to 375 and encodes 124 amino acids. The transcript has a single exon. The record is from RefSeq and is a predicted model, not a curated record. NCBI's taxonomy places the organism in Eukaryota, Fungi, Ascomycota, Leotiomycetes, Helotiales, Sclerotiniaceae.
AUGGCAUUACAUGAUAUGCAAUACCUGCGCAACUAUGCAUGGAUCGUUCGAUGCACAACGGCGCAGCAAUACCUCUCACGCAUGUUAAUCGCGCGAUAUCAAGAUGUUGGUAUGAGGACAAUUACGUCAGAACAACUGAACUCGGGGGCUUUGGCCUCUAAGCCUUUGGUUGUCAUCGGGCCAUUGAUAAGAGGCGCUAAUAGGAAGUCAAACUCCGGCAUAUUGACACGAGCAUUGGAUGUAGGUGUAACCUCUCAGGAACCAUCUGAAGAAUCGAAAGAAUCAUUUCCAGAUUGGGACAAUGUUCCUGGUUUGUUUUUGACAGCUUUGCCACUUCGGCACUUUUAUUGCAAAAGCAAGGAUUCGAACGACUGA